UGAACAGAAAGUUCGAUUCCUGUUGGCAAGUGCUUUACUGGGGGUUGUUUGCCGGUUAUUUUUAGUUUCUUGCGGCAGGAUGUUCGCCGGAUUACCGGAGCUCGGUGUGUCUAAUGGGGAAGAUCUCAAGGAGACCCUUACUAACUGCACUGAACCUCUAAAAGCCAUAGAGCAAUUCCAGAUUGAAAAUGGAGUUCUCCUUCCUUCUCUGCAAUCUGCUUUGCCAUUCUUGGAUCUGCACAGUAUCCCCAGGCUGGAAUUUCAUCAAACCGUCUUUGAUGAGCUGCGGGAGAAGUUACUGGACAGAGUGUCCGUUAUCGCCUCAGAAGGAAAGGAUGAGCAAAGGUACACCAAACUGGAGGAGCUGUUGGAAAAGUGUUUUGCAUUGGUGAAAAUGCCCUCGAUACAGCCUGUUGUGAUGUGCGUGAUGAAGCAUCUGCCCAAAGUGCCGGAAAAGAAGCUGAAGUUGGUUAUGGCAGAUAAGGAGCUUUACAAAGCUUGUGCGGUGGAGGUAAAGCGGCAGAUUUGGCAAGAUAACCAGGCGCUGUUUGGUGAUGAGGUUUCGCCUUUGCUGAAGCAGUACAUACUAGAGAAGGACAACAUCCUGUUAAGCAGUGAUCUCUCAGUUCUUCACAAUUUCUUCAGCCUAUCCCCCAAAACCAGACGACAGGGUGAGGUAGUGCAGAAACUAACUCAAAUGAUCGGGAAGAAUGUGAAGUUGUACGACAUGGUCCUCCAGUUCCUGCGCACUCUCUUCCUGAGAACUCGCAAUGUGCAUUAUUGUACCCUGCGUGCCGAGCUGCUUAUGUCUCUCCAUGACCUAGAUAUUAGUGAAAUCUGCACUGUUGAUCCUUGUCACAAGUUUACCUGGUGUCUGGACGCCUGUAUCCGGGAAAAAUUUGUGGAUGCCAAGAGAGCUCGAGAACUGCAGGGCUUUCUGGAUGGUGUGAAGAAGGGCCAGGAACAGGUUCUUGGGGACUUGUCAAUGAUUCUCUGUGACCCUUUUGCUAUCAACACUUUAGCAUUAAGUACCAUCCGAAAUCUUCAGGAGCUUAUCAGCCAAGAGUCCUUGCCAAGAGACAGUGCGGAUCUGUUGCUGCUUUUGAGAAUGCUGUCUCUUGGACAUGGUGCGUGGGAUAUGAUUGACAGCCAGGUUUUCAGGGAACCCAAAUUGGAUUCCGAGCUGAUCACCAAAUUCCUCCCGCUGCUGAUGGCGCUUGUAGUAGACGAUUACACAUUCAACGUGGAGCACAAGUUACCUACAGAGGAGAAGGCGGCCGUCUCAUAUCCCAGUAACCUACCGGACGUAUUUACAAAAUUCCUACAAGAAAACCGAAUAGCCUGCGAGGUGGGGCUGUAUUACACGCUGCAUAUCACCAAACAAAGGAACAAGAACUUUCUGCUGCGACUGCUUCCAGCACUAAAGGAAACCUUCAGCGACUCUGCGUCAGCGGACAUCUUCCUUCACCUUUUCACCAGUAACCUCACACUGCUGUCUGACGAGUUUGGUUCAGAGGAAUUUUGCACCAGUAUUUUUGAUAACUUCUUUGUUACAUUUUGCACAAAGAAAGAAAAUGUUCAUAGACACGUGCUCAGAUUGCUGCUUCACUUACACCACAAAGUGCUGCCUGCCAAACUGGAAUCUCUAAAUAAAGCUUUGGAACCUACCAAGACGAGUGGUGAUGCAGUAAAGGACCUUUACAACCAGCUAACUGAGAAAUCCCAACAGAAGAAGCCAAGCCCACCACCAGCAGCAGCAGAACCAGAACCUACACCUAUGGACAUCCCACUGCAUAACGUCCCUGCUCCUCCUAUCCUUUAAAUGUUGUAACAUUGUGUAAUGUUUAGCUUAGAAUGGAGAUGCCUACCUCUAGCGUUGACGACUGAAGAGCAUGGCCGGGUCCCAUCUUGAGUCGGUGAGGUUCAGAUGCUUUCUCACAUAAAGAGACCUGUGCGACUUCUACACGGCCUACAUACACUGGAGCUGAGUUCUCUUGUUAUAAAAGACCCAUACAGUGUGAUCACAGCACACAGAGUAGCCUUUCUGCAGAUUGUACAGAUAGUGUCAGAUACCCCUAUGGUGUUCAGUAGGAUGAUAUUGCCUACACUGGGUUUUCUGUUGGAAUAUGGCUGUAAACAAUGGCGGCACCCAAUAUCACAAUGAAAAUAUUGCUCAGUUUAGACUUUCAAUAAGAUUGUUAGUUAACGGCCAAGGAGGGGGGAAUUGUGUAGCUCAAUCUGGCAGCCCUGAGUUAACAAGAGGCUGACACGUAAACGUUUUUGUUUUCAUUGAGAUCGCCGUUUUGAAUGUCAUGUUCAAGACGGCCUUUCUACUCUCGCUACUUUCUGUCAUUUAUCACAGUGGCAUUUCAAUAGUAAACCCUCACUAUGGAGUAAAUGACAGCACUAGUUUGUGAUGUGCAUUUCACAUAUAUUUUUCUAUAACUGGAGAGCACACUAAAGGCAGAACUGUUUUUAUAUUUUGUUUUUUUCCCACAAACCAGUGUGAGUAAAAGAUAUUACAUUGUAUACCUUGUUUAAGAAUCAGAAAAGCAUUUGCGUUUAAAUAUUGAAUAUUGUUUUUUAUUUUAUAAAUAAAUAAAACUGUUUGGUUUAUACUAGUCUUUUUAAAUAAAUAUUUUGCAACCACCA
Messenger RNA from Bombina bombina (fire-bellied toad), 2652 nucleotides. RefSeq names its product negative elongation factor complex member B (gene NELFB). NCBI's taxonomy places the organism in Eukaryota, Metazoa, Chordata, Amphibia, Anura, Bombinatoridae. Gene Ontology annotation, biological process: negative regulation of transcription elongation by RNA polymerase II. The transcript is spliced from 13 exons. The record is from RefSeq and is a predicted model, not a curated record. The coding region runs from base 80 to 1822 and encodes 580 amino acids. Gene Ontology annotation, cellular component: nucleus; NELF complex.